This is a messenger RNA of Stylonychia lemnae, 939 nucleotides long. The record is from the annotation of a GenBank genome assembly. NCBI's taxonomy places the organism in Eukaryota, Ciliophora, Spirotrichea, Sporadotrichida, Oxytrichidae.
AUGAGAGGAGUUAAGAUAUCGAUUGAUGCAAAGACCCCACAAGAAAAUAAACGAAGAUAAUGGCUUAAUUUUAGAUAGAAAGUGAUAUUUAUCGCAGUCUCAAUAAUCUUAUCACUUGGAUGUGACGUAGUUUAUUACCGAAAUCUUGUUAAGGAAGAACAUGAAGAUUCUUCAUCAGCAAUUUCUGUUAUAAUGUGGAUAUUGAAAAUAUUGGAAACUGCGAUGGGUUUGUUUUUAGUCUACAUAUUCUGCUCCUUAUUUUAUUCAUUUGUUCGAAUGAGAGCUUAUAAACUUGCACUCAAAAAUAGAGAAUACAGCUGCCUUAAUAAAGCUAUGAUUAUGUGGAUAUCACUCUUGAUUAUUCUAUCAACUUUAAGCAUGAUAUUAACCAAUAUUAUGCAGGCUACCUUGGUGUAUUAGGAUAACUCAAAUGAUAGCCCUCUCUAAUUUUAUUAGAAUCAUAGAUUUGUCUUUUAUACUGCUAUCGAUUUCUUGAAAGGUAUUACUAUGGUAUAUCUUUUUAAGUAGUAAGGUAAAUUCUACCUAUCUUCAUCUUAGAGACCAGUAUCUCAAAGACCAGAAAGGGUAAAUAUAGAGCCAAUACCAUAAAACCUGCUUGAUGAAUUAGAUAUAUCUAAGCACACUAAUAAUUACCAUUAAAGUGGAAUGGGAGAUGCAACUAAAGAUAAUUUGAGAUUAGAUCACUUGAAUUAUUCAAGAGAAUUACAAACAGACAAAGAUUAUAAUGCUGAUGAUGUUGAAGGUGAUCAUUCUACGAUUAAAGACGAAUAAGAAUCUAGAUAAUCAGAUUUCCUUGAUAAGUCAUCUUUUAUGGGCUAUUUCGAAGACGAAAACUAAUUUAGAAAUUUCUUAUUCUCUCAGCUCGGAGAUAUGAGAAGGAAUACUCCUAUCAAUGUGAGAUUUACAACUAAAAUUUGA